Messenger RNA from Venturia canescens, 2389 nucleotides. It is a transcript of the gene mtDNA-helicase, whose product is annotated as mitochondrial DNA helicase. Gene Ontology annotation, biological process: mitochondrial DNA replication. The transcript is spliced from 5 exons. Gene Ontology annotation, molecular function: 5'-3' DNA helicase activity; ATP binding; single-stranded DNA binding. The record is from RefSeq and is a predicted model, not a curated record. Bases 342 to 2255 code for a protein of 637 amino acids. Gene Ontology annotation, cellular component: mitochondrion. Lineage: Eukaryota; Metazoa; Arthropoda; Insecta; Hymenoptera; Ichneumonidae.
UGAAUAUAAUUUUUUUUUGUACGUAUUUGCGACCCACGAGGAAUUUCCGCAAUGUUUGUUUUCGAUUGUUCAAAAACGUGUAAAAAUGUCAUUUCGUGGUCCUGUUACUAAAAUCACAUGAACUAUUUGGUGUUUCUACUCUGUGAAUAAUAUAACAACAAUAUUUCUGUGUAUAGAAACUGUAAACAAAGGCGUUCGAGUUCGAAACAUUCGGAGGUUAUGUUUAAACCGGUUAAAGCGGGAAAGUUGUCAGAAAUUCAGCGUGAUGCAACAAUUUUUAAAUUAUUAAAUAAUACAGGGAAAACUUCUAAAAUUAUGAUAUCUUUUUUGACAAUAUUUAUAUGAUGUUUACGAAAUUAAUCGUCAAACAUUUUGCUCGACGAUUACAACUUAACAAAAUUGAUAAUGCUGUGGCCACACGGUUUUAUCAUUCGAUCGAUGAUUUUCCUGCGAUCUCGAAUGUGCAAAUAAAAAAAACACUUAAACAAUUCAACAUCGGCUAUCAAGAUGGACAUGCCUGUAUUCUCACUGAUUGCCCUUUGUGUGCAGCUGAAAAACGCAAAGAUUCUAAGGUUUACAUCAAUAAAACUACAGGUUUUUUUAUGUGCCAAAAUUGUAGACACACAGGCCCUUGGACGACCCUGGAAAAAUUUUUCUACCCUAAAAAAUCUAGUAAAAUAAUGGAGGAGCUUACAAUGCUUAAAUCAAAUUUACAAAGGGAGGAAGAUUUUAGGGACGAAUGGAAAACCCUAGAGGACACAAGUGAAAUUGUUUCAGAGUUGUCGGAGGAUCGCUUCAAGAGUAUUCUUCAAAAAUUCUCCUUACCAGAACUGAGCCAAGAAUCGAUGUCCUAUUUCAAUUGCCUGUAUGAAAAUAAGUCGCAAGAGUUAUAUUUUCCACUGACAACUGCUGGCAGUCACAUAGUUGGUUAUAAGACUCUAACUUCAGUUCCGAGAGUAAGCGAGAAGACAGUGCCUGCGUUGAACACCAGCGGAUUGUUGGUGUACCGACAAAAAAAUGCAAAAGCAGAUUGUCCGGCCGUCAUAGUGCCUUCUAUCCUCGAUCUUUUGGCGCUGGUGUCAACUAAAUCAGCACCGCUCGUGAUAUGUUUGCCGUACGGUUUGCAGCAAUUGCCGCAGCAGAUUUUACCCAGUCUCGAGAGCUACAAAAAAUUAAUUCUCUGGUUCGGCAAUGACGAACCGAGCUGGGAUACCGCGAGAAAUUUUGCCAAGAAACUCAAUGAAAAAAGGUGCCACUUUGUUCGACCAACGGAUUUGCAACCGAGACCAAAAACCGCUGCAACUUUGGGCUAUGAUCUCAAAACUAUCCUACACAAUGCACAGCCAAUUUGGCACAAAAGCAUUACUACUUUUCACAGUCUCCGUGAAGAUGUUCUCAGUGACCUACAAAAUAUUGAAAAAGUUCAGGGCGUCAAGUGGACCCGAUAUCCUGCUCUCAACCGAAUUUUGAAAGGCCAUCGUCGGGGAGAAUUUACAGUAUUGACCGGACCUACUGGAUCUGGGAAAACGACAUUCAUGAGCGAGUAUUCACUUGACCUAGCAAUGCAGGGCGUCAAUACGCUCUGGGGAAGUUUUGAAAUAAGAAAUGCAAGGCUAGCGCGAACAAUGCUGCAGCAAAUGGCAGGAGUUUGUCUAGACGAGAAUAUUCAACAUUUCGACACUUUCGCCGAUGAUUUCGAGAAAUUACCGAUUUACUUCAUGACCUUUCAUGGCCAACAAAGUGUCAAAGUUGUUAUGGAAGCGGUCGAGCAUGCUACGUACGUUCACGAUAUUGCACACGUUAUAAUCGACAAUGUGCAAUUCAUGAUGGGAACUUCCGAGGAUUCAAAACAUAUUGAUAGAUUUUGGCGACAGGACGUUAUUGUAUCAGCAUUUCGAGGAUUUGCGACCAAGUACAACUGUCACGUGACCCUGGUAAUUCAUCCACGAAAAGAAAGAGAGGAGGAAGAUCUGACGACAGCCUCAAUAUUCGGCGGAGCGAAAGCUAGUCAAGAAGCGGACAACAUUCUUAUUAUUCAAGACAAAAGAUUGACCGCUGUCCGGGGAAAAAAGUAUUUACAGGUCGCGAAAAAUCGAUACAGUGGCGAUUUAGGUGUUAUGAUUAUGGAAUUCGACAAGAAAACUUUAAGUUAUGAGCAAAAGAAAAAGACGAAAAGUGAAACAAAUCUAGAAGAGGGGAAAAAUACUCUAAAAACUGGUGAUGGAACAACCAACGUCAUAAAAACUGUCGAUUGAAUAAUUCAAUAAAGUUUUUCCAUUUUUCUUCCCUCCUGAGUUUGCACCUGUGCCAUUUUGUACAAAGUUUUUUUCACGAAAAUCAAUCCUUAUCAUGUAUAAAAUUUUGUAAAUAAAAUGUGUUUUUCUCUACA